CCUGGAUGCCCGCUCAGCUUCUGGGGGCUCUCUGAACUCCCGGCUCGCAGCAAUGUCCUUCAGCAGGAGGAACUGGUCCGAUCUCUCCAGCCUGGCCAGGCAGAGGACCCUGGAGGAUGAGGAAGAGCAGCAAAGAGAGCGCCGGCGAAGGCACCGGAACCUGCUGUCCUCCACCUCCACGGAGGAGGAACCUGCCAGCCCUGCCAAGGACACCAGCCCAGCUUCCAGCAGACCUUCAUCCCUGGUGAAGCCGCAGUCUCCGGAGGACGGGGAGGAGCGAAAGCUCUCAGAGGUGCUGAAGACACAAGAAGGGAGAAGAACGAGGUGCCUCCCAGCCGUGUCUGAAAAGCUGAGGCAGGAGAAGGAGCAGAAGGAGGCAGGGGUGGCAGAGAGCUGCCCGGAGACAGAGGCACAGCCCCGCAGGAGGCAGGAGAGCAGCCGGGCUGCAGAGGAGGCGGCCGGGGGCAGAGGGGACCCGCCCCGAGACAAGAACGUGGAGCCAGCCCCCGAGAGGAAGGUGCUGCUGAGGACACGGCUCCAGGACAAAGACCAGGGAGUGCAGACUCCUCGGGGGGAGCAGAGGAAGGAGGCAAAGGAGCCACCAGAGGUGGGGAGUUGCCGUCUCCGGGAGGUGAAGAUCCUCACCAGGGUGGGAAACCGCAGCACAGAAGAGAAAAGCUCAGUGGUGACCUCAUCUCCAGAGCAGCAGCAGCCAUCCAGGAACCCCUCAAAGCAGGUAAUCCAGCUGUCCCCUCCCCGAGAUGAAGCUGCAGAAAAGCCAGACCCUUCUCCAACCCACGUCACCUCCAUCCGACGGGCCAGCCCAAGAACCGUCUCCUUCAGGAUCAUCUCCAAGAAGCAGAAAGAAGAGAGCCAAAGCCCUCUCACAAGGAGUGCAAGUCUGAGGGUCCCAGGCAGCAGCAGCACCAUUGGGGAGAAGCUGGAAAAGUACAACUCAGCUGUGCAGCGCUCGGAGGGGGUGAAAUCCUCCGUGCCUGCCCAGAAGAGUCGCCUGCUCUCCUCGGAGGGGGUGGCGAGCAAGCGCAACUUCUUCGAGAGAAGCGCUCCCGGCAAGGCGGAGCCGGCGGCUCCCAGGAAGGACAGCCUGAAGAUCCCAGGGUCGGUGACAUCCCGCAUUAAUCUGUGGAUCAGCCGAGCUCAGGAGCCUGCCAAGGAGGAAAACGGCAAGGAAAUCCGGAGAAUCAACAGCCUGGCAAAGCGAGAUGUCUGGAUAAAGCAGCCUGGGGACACCUCUGGAGACACCAAGUUGCAGUAA
Agelaius phoeniceus (red-winged blackbird) is the source of this 1276-nucleotide messenger RNA. It is a transcript of the gene LAD1, whose product is annotated as ladinin 1. Gene Ontology annotation, molecular function: structural molecule activity. The record is from RefSeq and is a predicted model, not a curated record. Lineage: Eukaryota; Metazoa; Chordata; Aves; Passeriformes; Icteridae.